Moesziomyces aphidis is the source of this 1248-nucleotide messenger RNA. The record is from the annotation of a GenBank genome assembly. NCBI's taxonomy places the organism in Eukaryota, Fungi, Basidiomycota, Ustilaginomycetes, Ustilaginales, Ustilaginaceae.
AUGUCUCACAACGACUUGACCAUCGAAGGACAGCCGCGUCCUUCAUCCGUCCGCUCGAGCGGCAAGGAGGCGUCUUUCGACCUCGAGAACUACUGGAAGACUCUGUCGGGACUCGAGAGUACAGCUUACAGCGAUGGACUGAAGAUCAUCAAGUGGGCCGGACGGCUGGAGCCAAAGUUGGAGUUUGACACCCGGGCAUCUGGCCUUCUCUUCGAGUCCCCGCUGCAAGUCCAACAUAUCUGCGACGAGCUCCGUGCUCGCCUGAAAGUCAUCCCGUGCAUGAUGACUUUUUCCGACACCGACACCGAUUACGAACGUUCCCUGAGUCGCCUCAUCCAGGCCAUAUCAGCCGAUGCAGACACUCAGGUCGUUCUCCGAACGCCUUCAAUCGUGAUGGUGACUUCGGACUCAAAAUGUUACAGAAUCGCCGAUGGCAUUGCGCAGGCGGGACAAAGACAGGCCACGGCCGAGAUGUUCAGCGGGCUCUCGACCUUGUCGCCGUACGCCGUCUUUGCCGAGGACUGGUCGCUUCUGGUCAGCAGCUCUGGUGCUUUACAGCCUGUCAGCAUCGACAAGAGCCUCACUUCGGCGGUUAUAGUGCUCACUCACGGCUCGCACCUUGUGGUCACCUUCGAGAGGUCCGACUCCAACGCCAAAGUCAUGGACCGCAAGGACACCUUCAAGACAACGACUGCGCUGUUGCGAGCAUUGAGCGGACCUCAGUUCCUCCACCAGCAGCCGGGUCAAGCAGUCUACAUCGCAAGUGGCCAGCCCUACUUCGUGCUUACCCUGGAAGCGGGGGCGUACUUUGUGUACGAUUGCGCCAAUCCCUCGAAGAACGGUUGGGAGCUCACGAUCCGAGCUCGCGAAGAUACGCUCGAGGGAUUCUUCGACCCAGACGAAGAAAUCCUCGACCCCGUUGCAGAGAGGACUCCCCUCUAUCAAGCACUGCAGCGAAUCAAGGCAGAGAUCGACCUCUGGAGACGCUCGGUGUCUCUCCUGCCCAGCGAGAGACGUCCGCGUCUCGAUGCCAUCUCGCGAUCCGAGGGCGAGAGCUUCCUCGCCAGGCUGACCGUCGUCCGUGACCAGGUCAAAGAAACCUACCAGCAGUGCUUGGCUCUUGCCGCCCCUGACGCGGGCGGUGCUGGUGAGAAGAGACCCGCCAGCGACGUGGUCGAAUCCGAGCCACCUCCUAGGAAGAGACCGGCGACUGGGUCGUCCAGUACGAUUAAACAAGAAUCGCUCUAA